CUCGCCUUCUUGGUCCUCAGCAAUCGGCAAUCACCAUCUCCCAUUCUCCCGGUUCCUGCGUUCUCAAACCCACGCCAUUCACGCCAAGAUCUAAUUGGCAAUCGCCAUCUCUGUUCCGGCAUCACCAAUCGACAAUCACCAGGUUUGUUCAUUCUUUUUUGUUGCUAAUUAUUAUUCUUUUAGAUGCAUUACUACCCAAGGGCCAUGGCCGACGAUCAUCACAGCUCAUUGCCGCAUCAGUAUGGAGCUUGUCGUCAUCCCCAUUCCCGAGCAGCAGCAGCAACAAUCCCAAGGAGCUGUUAAUAUUAUACGAAGUAGUCUUUAAUUUGUUAGAUGAGGAAGGAUCAGAUCAGGCCAUAAGAUAUGGUGCAGUAUAACUUUAAGAAGAUCACCAUUGUUCCCAAUGGGAAGGAUUUUGUGGAUAUCAUUCUCUCUCGCACGCAGAGGCAGACACCCACUGUUGUUCACAAGGGCUAUGCAAUAUCCCGCAUCCGUCAGUUUUAUAUGCGCAAAGUUAAAUAUACACAAACGAAUUUCCAUGAAAAGCUUUCCACCAUCAUCACUGAGUUCCCCAGGCUUGAUGAUAUCCAUCCUUUCUAUGGGGACCUGCUCCAUGUCCUCUAUAACAAAGACCAUUACAAGCUUGCCCUUGGCCAAAUAAACACCGCAAGGAAUCUGAUUUCUAAAAUUGCAAAGGAUUACUUGAAGAUGUUGAAGUAUGGUGAUUCACUGUACCGUUGCAAGUCUUUGAAGAUUGCUGCUCUGGGACGCAUGUGUACUGUGCUAAAGCGAAUCACACCCAGUCUAGCUUAUCUUGAGCAGAUCAGGCAGCACAUGUCGAGAUUGCCUUCGAUUGAUCCAAACACAAGGACACUCUUGAUUUGUGGGUACCCAAAUGUUGGCAAGAGCUCUUUCAUUAACAAGAUCACAAGAGCAGAUGUGGAUGUGCAACCAUAUGCUUUCACCACGAAGUCCUUGUUUGUGGGUCACACUGACUACAAGUACCUGAGGUAUCAAGUCAUUGACACUCCAGGAAUAUUGGACAGGCCCUUUGAAGAUCGUAAUAUCAUUGAAAUGUGCAGUAUUACGGCUUUGGCUCAUCUGAGAGCUGCCAUUUUGUUUUUCAUCGACAUUUCUGGAUCUUGCGGUUACACUAUUGAACAGCAAGCUGCUUUGUUCCACAGCAUAAAGUCCCUCUUCUUGAACAAACCCUUGGUCAUAGUUUGCAACAAAACUGAUUUGCAGCCUUUGGAUGGGAUAUCUGAGGAAGACAAGAGGUUGGUCAUGCAGAUGAAGGAAGAAGCUAUGAAGACUGUGAUCGGACAAGGCGGGGAGCCCACAGAUGAUCAAGGAGUGCUUUUGACUAUGAGCGCUUUGACCGAAGAAGGCGUGAUUUCGGUGAAGAAUGCUGCUUGUGAGAGGCUGUUGAACCAAAGGGUUGAGGUCAAGAUGAAAUCAAAGAAGCUAAACGACUGCCUAAACCGUUUCCAUGUUGCGAUCCCAAAACCUCGUGACCAGAAAGAAAGGCCUCCGUGUAUACCCAAGUCAGUGCUGGAAGCCAGAGCAAGGGAAGCAGAGGAAGUUGCAGAGAAAGAGAAGAGAAAGCUUGAAAGGGAUCUUGAGGCUGAGAAUGGAGGUGCAGGUGUGUACUCUGCUAAACUGAGCAAGCACUACAUCUUGGCUGACGAGUCCUGGAAGGAUGAUAUAAUGCCAGAGAUUCUUGAUGGACACAAUGUGUAUGACUUCAUUGAUCCUGAUCUCCUGCAAAGGCUGGAGGAAUUGGAGAAAGAAGAAGGGCUUCUGCAAGAGCAAGAAGAAGGUGAUGGUGAUUUCGAGAUGGAUGGUGGGCCCGAGCUGACACCCGAAGAAAAAGCUGCAUUGGCUGAGAUCAGGAGAAAGAAGAGUGUGCUGAUCCAACAACAUCGGAUUAAGAAGAGUACUGCAGAGAGUAGACCAGUAGUGCCAAGGAAAUUCGACAAGGACAAAAAGUUCACCACAGAGAGAAUGGGAAGGCAGUUGUCUAACCUUGGACUUGAUCCUACCCUUGCAGUCAACAGGGCUCGCAGUCAAUCAAGGGGCCGAAAAAGGGAACGGUCCGUUGUUGGGAAAGAUGACUCAAUGGAUGUGGAUGGUGAUGAGGAGACUCCCAAGAAGAAGUUGAGGGUGUCAUCUAGAUCUAGGUCUAGGUCAAAGUCCAGGCCUCCAGGUGAAGUGGUUCCUGGGGAGGGCUUCAAAGACUCUGAACAGAAGCGUAAGGCCAUUAUUUUGGCUAAGAAAUCUUCAAAGAAGAGGAACAAGGAUGCUCGCCGCGGAGAAGCUGAUCGCACCAUUCCUAAUCUGAGACCAAAGCACUUGUUUUCUGGAAAGCGUUCUAUCGGGAAAACACAAAGGCGUUAAGGUUAUGAGGUUUGAACGAAGUUUUGCAAAGUUUAAACGAAUCAGUGUAUGGAUUUCUUUUUAUUUAAAUUAUUUCGCGUUGGCUAUGAGACUUAUUCAAUGCUACUUUGUUAUAUUUCAGUUUCAGAUACUUACUAUGAUCAUUCCGGGUGUAAUUUUGAUGGAUUGGGUUUUUGUUCUUUUAGCUCACUCUGCUGCUUUGUCUGUCAUCAACAAUGUAUUCGAUUUGACAUUAAAUAGUUUUGAUUUAA
Molecule: messenger RNA, 2648 nt
Organism: Cuscuta campestris
Lineage: Eukaryota; Viridiplantae; Streptophyta; Magnoliopsida; Solanales; Convolvulaceae
Source: the annotation of a GenBank genome assembly